Messenger RNA from Ilyonectria robusta, 816 nucleotides. RefSeq lists its product as uncharacterized. The transcript has 2 exons. The coding region runs from base 1 to 816 and encodes 271 amino acids. Lineage: Eukaryota; Fungi; Ascomycota; Sordariomycetes; Hypocreales; Nectriaceae. The record is from RefSeq and is a predicted model, not a curated record.
AUGGCACUCACAAAAGUCUUUACUGCUUUGGCUCUGUCUACCCUCGGAGGAGUCGCAUCCGCCUGGGCCCCGGCAAUCUGCAACGCUGUCGACCCUGCGCCGGACGGUCUCGUCUGUGGACAAACAGGAUUCGCUUCCAACCCAGCUGGAAAACUCUUCUCAAUAGAGAGCCUCAGCAGAGAGAGCUGUACCACCUAUUGCGGCUCAAACGAGGCUUGCACGACUUUCGAGUACAGAAAUACGGCGGAAGGCAGCUGCACACUUUUUGGGGGUGCCUUCAGCGAUCUCCGAUUCAAUGCCGAUGACCACGCUUGGGACGAGUACUAUGAGAUGGGAUGUUUCCAAUGUUCGACAAACGCACUCAUCGAUCUCACCUUCAAUACCAUGCAAUCCGCCGACGACUGGUCUAUGACUCAAGACGUCGAGGAUAGCUUCUUCUUCGACAACGUGAAGAUCGGUGCCGAAAAUGUCUUCCGCGUUAUCGAUGCCGCAGAUUCAGGAAGUGCCGUCCUCACCUAUGCCCCCACGUUCCAGCUCGAGGCUGGUCCUACAUACAAACUGGCGUUUGGGCUGAAGACCAACUUUCCUGACGAUACCGACUGGAGCUUGUUGACGUUCUUCCUGGCCACGAACGAUGAGCUUGUCGUCGAAUACAACCCUCGGGAUGGCGCCCAGACUGGCGAUUGGAUCAACUUUAGCACGGAGUUUACUAUUCAGCCCGUCGAUGCGGGAGAGGGGAGCCUUUUGAUUAAGGCAGAUGCAAGCGGGAAACCACUUGAUUGGUACUUUUCCUACAUCUAUCUCCAGUCCCUUUAG